Molecule: messenger RNA, 3112 nt
Organism: Rhinichthys klamathensis goyatoka
Lineage: Eukaryota; Metazoa; Chordata; Actinopteri; Cypriniformes; Leuciscidae
Gene: hells
Product: helicase, lymphoid specific
Exons: 23
Coding region: 95-2665 (856 amino acids)
Biological process (GO): DNA methylation-dependent constitutive heterochromatin formation; lymphocyte proliferation; negative regulation of gene expression via chromosomal CpG island methylation
Cellular component (GO): nucleus; pericentric heterochromatin
Molecular function (GO): ATP-dependent chromatin remodeler activity; ATP binding; chromatin binding
Source: RefSeq, a predicted model, not a curated record
GACAUAUUUGCUUUACCUACUGAACUGCACUACAGUUCGAUAAGGUUUCGGAAACGUUUAAUUCUACACCUAGUUUACCCAGAAAGCUGCAGAAAUGAGUGGCAUUGUCAAAGAAGAGACCCGCAGUGUUUCUCCCCACUGCCCCAAACCAAAUGAAUCCGAAGAGCCAGAAGGUACAGCAGUGGAGGAGACCACUAUGGAAAAAAGCCAGCCUGGAGAGAUGGUUAUUACCAAAGAGAUGGAGGAGGAGGAGAAGCAUUUAGUGGAGGAGGGAGAGAAGAAAGAAAGAGAAAUGAUGGAGGAGGCCAGGCAUACGUGGGAAAAAGAUUCUCAAGACAUGCGUUUUAAAAGACUUCAGCACCUUUUGGAGAAAAGCAACAUUUACUCAAAGUUUCUGCUCACAAAGAUGGAACAACAGCAGCAAGAGGAAAAACUUAGAAAAGAGAGACUGGAAAAGAAAGCUUCUAGUCAGAAGCAAAAGGGCAAUGAUAAAAAGACCGUAAAAGUUGAGAGAAAGAAGCGUGAAAGGGAGGAGGAUUACAAAAUCGCAGAUGUCAUUUCCAAAGAGGAAAUUCUGUCAAAAGCUAAAAAACCAAAAAUGGAAGAGGAGGCACAUACAUCAGUAAAGCUGGAAGCUGAGGAUAUAGAGCAGCUGAGUGACACAAACUCAGAUAUUAAAGGCAGGCUGUCUGAGACUUUGCGGGAAAACAGCAAGCAGAUGCUGGAUCCAGAGAGAACUGUGAACGGCCAACCGGUACCUGCACAGCAACCCAAUCUCUUCUCUGGGGGUGUGAUGAGGUGGUACCAGGUGGAAGGCAUCGAGUGGCUCAGGAUGUUAUGGGAGAAUGGUAUCAAUGGUAUCCUGGCUGAUGAGAUGGGUCUUGGCAAAACCAUACAGUGCAUUGCCCAUAUUGCAAUGAUGGUUGAGAAGAAGGUCCUUGGGCCCUUCCUAGUUGUGGCUCCUUUGUCCACUCUUCCAAACUGGAUGUCGGAAUUCAAGCGCUUCACCCCAGAGGUGUCCGUCCUGCUGUAUCAUGGUCCUCAAAAAGAGAGGAUGAACCUGGUGAAAAAGAUCCGUCAGCACCAGGGUCCCCUCAGAAUGUGCCCUGUUGUUGUUACAUCCUUUGAAAUAGCCAUGAGAGACCGGAAGUCUCUUCAGCAUUUCCACUGGAAUUAUCUGAUUGUGGAUGAGGGCCACAGGAUUAAAAACUUGAACUGUCGGCUGGUGCAAGAACUAAAGAUGCUGCCAGCUGAUAACAAACUGCUCCUGACAGGAACCCCCCUGCAGAAUAACCUGUCUGAACUGUGGUCUCUCCUCAACUUCCUCCUUCCAGAUGUGUUUGAUGACCUGAAAAGUUUUGAGUCUUGGUUUGACAUUAGCACCAUCACUUCCGACGCAGAAAAUAUUGUGGCUGGUGAGCGAGAGCAGAAGAUCCUUCACAUGCUUCAUCAGAUCCUCACACCCUUCCUUCUGAGAAGACUGAAGUCAGAUGUCACACUGGAGGUUCCACCUAAGAAAGAGAUUGUUGUGUACGCACCCCUCACCAACAAACAGGAGGCCUUUUACAUGGCCAUUGUUAACAAGACUAUAGCAAAGAUGCUGGGCCAAGAGAAGGUUGAUUCGGGGCCUGUGCAGCUGACGUCCAGUGGCCGGCCAAAACGCAGGACCAGGAAGAUGGUGGACUAUUCUGAGAAGGACACGGAUUCUGACUCUGUGCAAGACCUUGAGAAAUAUCUAGAGAGAGUUCAGAAAGAGAUGGAGAGUCAGGAAAACCCCAGUCCAGUGAUGGAUGUGUUUGUGCCGGUCGAUUCUCAAAUCAACUUGAAACUGCAGAACGUACUGAUGCUGCUGAAGAGGUGUUGCAACCAUGCUUACCUGAUAGAAUAUCCUCUGGACCCCGCCACUGGAGACUUCAAGAUUGAUGAGCAGUUGGUGGAAGCAUCAGGGAAGUUUCUUAUCCUGGAUCGAAUGCUUCCUGAACUGAAAAGAAGAGGGCACAAGGUGCUGAUUUUUAGCCAGAUGACCUCCAUAUUGGAUAUUCUGAUGGAUUACUGUUAUCUCCGGGGUUAUGAGUACAGCCGACUGGAUGGCUCAAUGAGUUAUACAGACCGAGAUGAGAAUAUGAAGAAGUUUGCUGCUGAUCCAGAGGUGUUCCUCUUCCUCCUGAGCACUCGAGCUGGUGGUCUCGGGAUCAACCUCACAGCUGCCGACACAGUCAUCAUAUUUGACAGUGACUGGAAUCCUCAGGCAGAUUUGCAGGCACAGGAUCGGUGUCACCGUAUUGGGCAAACAAAGCCUGUGAUGGUUUACCGCCUCAUUACGGCCAACACCAUUGAUGAGAAGAUCCUGGAGAGAGCCUCUGCCAAGAGAAAGCUAGAGAAGAUGGUCAUUCAUAAAAAUAAAUUUAAAGGUUAUAAAGCAGAACUCAAACAGACCAAGAGCUGCAUGGAUGUAAAUGAGCUUGUAGAACUGCUGAAGUCCAGAGACUACGACAGGGCAGUGAAAGGCACUGAAGGAAAGGUCAUCAGUGACAAAGAUCUGGAGAUCCUGCUGGACCGCAGUGAUUUAACGAAUCAAGCCAAGAACCGUUUGAAACAGGAGAAGGACAGGGUGUUUAAAGUUAUUGAGACCAAAGAUGACAAUGCUGACAUCAGUCUGUCCUGAGAGCUUAGACACUUGAAGCUUGCCUUUAGGCCAAAGUUGAGUUUUUCCCACUGCUUAAACUGAUCAAGCAACGUUAACUGGUAUAAAAGCUGCCUGCUGGUUAUACAGAAAGAUUGAGAUCUUUUCUAUUUUAGACUUUUAUGUAAACCACCACUGCUGCUUUUAAUCAGUCCAUCCUUGGUUGUGAAUUUAUUUUAUCAGUUUUAACAUAUAAUACCAGUUUUUUCGUUUCAUGUCUCUUUUUUUGAGGAGGGGGGAUUUGCACUAACGAAAAGAAUCCCCUACUUUGGCUUCUCUGUAAAUACUGUUGUACAUUUCAUAUGUAGUUGACUGAAUAGAAUUCGUUUACAUGCUAACUGCUUCAAAGCACUUUGCUAGAAUACUGUAGAACACAAACGUUCCUUUGUUUUUUUAUGUCUUUAAAAUAUAAUAAAUAUUUUAUAUUCA